AUGUUGUUUUCAUUGCUAAGCGUGGCUGUCGCAGCCUGGGCUGUUGAGACCACUGCCACUCCGGUAGUGGUAGACCCACAGCGGGAGAUUACUUAUAAAGGCCUCGAUCGCAAUGACAUCGAGGUGUUCCUCAACAUCCCCUAUGGCCUCGAUACCGGUGGCACAAAUCGCUUUAAGCCUCCACGACCAUAUGUCGCAAAGCCUGGGAGCACUAUUCAUGCCCAGUCAUACGGACCAGCAUGUCCUCAGCAGCUGGGAGAAUGGACUCUUCCAAUCUCACUUGGAAAUAUUACUAACAUCUCCGAGGACUGUCUCAAUCUCAAUGUGGCGCGGCCAAAGGGGACGACCUCCUACGACAAGCUGCCGGUCAUGGCUUACCUCCAUGGCGGUAGCUUCUGGACAGGGUCAAAUGAGGAGAUCACCAUCCGCCCCGACGGCUUGAUUCUGGAGUCGGUGCAGAAUGCUUUGCCUGUGCUUCAUGUGGCUAUGAAUUAUCGUUUGGGAUUUUUUGGGUUCGCUCAAUCGGAUGCUCUAAAGGAGGAAGGCUCCGAGAAUGCGGGAUUGCGGGACCAGCGCCUCGCCCUUGAGUGGAUACAGGAAAAUAUCGGAUACUUUGGAGGCGACCCCAAGAAGGUCACCAUAUUUGGCCAGUCAUCUGGAGGUUUAUCCGUGGGCAUGCAAAUCAUGGCAUACGGUGGGAGCAAGCCAGCUCCCUUUCACCAGGGUAUUUGCGAGAGCCAAGCCCUGGAGCCCGGCAUCACUGGUGAAUUUACCAUUAAUGCUAUGCAGAGGGUGGUUGACUAUGUGGGAUGCAACACAUCAAGCGUGCAUUCCAAAGAAACCGUGAAGUGCUUGCGAGACUUCGACAUGCAGAAAGUCCUCAAUGCCUCUCUCGAAACAUACACCGACAAUGUCAACAUUGGCGAUAUCUGGCUUCCGGCUGUCGAUGGAGAUUUUCUUCCUGCUGCACCAUCGGAUCUAAUCAAGGAGCAUCGGUUUGCCAACGUCACCACCAUGAUCGGAUGGUGCCAGGACGACGUUUCCUUCUUUACCGACACAACGAUCAAGACACCGGAGGACACCUACAAGUUCAUAUCUUCCUAUGUCGACCAUGUCUCGGAAGAGAACAUUAAGCAGCUGCUGUCACUUUAUCCAGUAUCUGAUUUCUCACCGAACGAAAAAGCAGGCCUUUCAAGUGAAUUCUACCGCUCAGCUAGAAUAUUCCGAGAUAUUAUCAUGACAUGUCAACCGACAUGGUAUGCCGAGCAUAUCGCCGCUGCGGGUAACACCGUGUACCUAUACGACUGGAACCAGACCAUACUAGAGCCCGUCUUGGCUGUAGUUAAAAAUCAAACUGGCUAUGGUGUCAUCCACACGUCGGAAUUCGCGUACAUCUUUGGGAAUUUAUCACACUACGACACCAAUGGCUACCCAUUCCACCCGACUCGGGAAGACUAUGCCCUCCGAGACCGUGGAUCUCGAUCAUGGUCAACAUUCGCCUCCACGGGGAAGCCGGGGCUCCAUGGGAGAGACACUUUCCAAGGGUUUGACAUUGCUUUCCCCGGGGACAAUGAGACGCACGUGUUCGUGAUCGGCGGCCCCCAUGAAGGUCUAUCUGCCUUCGAUGGAGACAAAGCGCACCCCGUCAUCAAAGACCAGAAGCUGAAUGAGAGAUGUGCUUUUCUCAACUCCCCCCGAGAUGAUUGA
Molecule: messenger RNA, 1707 nt
Organism: Penicillium chermesinum
Lineage: Eukaryota; Fungi; Ascomycota; Eurotiomycetes; Eurotiales; Aspergillaceae
Product: para-nitrobenzyl esterase
Exons: 3
Coding region: 1-1707 (568 amino acids)
Molecular function (GO): carboxylic ester hydrolase activity
Source: RefSeq, a predicted model, not a curated record